This is a messenger RNA of Ectocarpus sp. CCAP 1310/34, 750 nucleotides long. The record is from the annotation of a GenBank genome assembly. Lineage: Eukaryota; Phaeophyceae; Ectocarpales; Ectocarpaceae.
AUGCCUUCCGUGCUGAACGCAGGGUGCGCCACGAUGAGCCCCCAUGCGGCGAUAGGCGUAUCAUUCGUGUCGGCGUUGCUCUACCACGUGUCGUAUCGCGGGUUCAUCUGCCGGAAGAUUGACGACGCUGUGUCGGCUGGAGCGGUGCACCUGGUUUGCGGUGCUUGGGGCGUCUUUGCAGCCGGAAUAACCGGCAUGGAAGGCCCCCGCCAGGAUGCAGGUUACCCACCACAGGCCUUGUGCAGCAGGGAGGUGCAAAUCGGGCUGAACGCGCUCAUGGUGGCCAUUAUUGCUCUAUAUGCCUACAUUUGCACAUUUUUCCUUUGGGCGAUCCUCCGAGGUUGUCGCCUGGUGGAUCAGGCCGAACAGGGCGUCGUGCUCGCCAAGGAAGAAGGCGGCAAGUUCACGGAGUUCAAGAACAAGGUUUCCACUCACUUCCAGCAGGAAAACAAAAGGUUUAAAAAGGUCGAAGAACAACUGACCAGCCAGAAUCAGCUUGGGAUCAAUUUCAGGGCCACUCUCGACGAGAGGUUUGAGCAGCUGGCGAACCGCAUGGCCGAGCUUGAACGCACCUACGGGGCAACUCGAACCCCCACUCUUGGAGCUCCGACCUCCACAACGCAGUGCCCCAUCCAACCAGCCGCGGUCAUCGACAGUCAGGAAAGCACUGAGACGCUCAGGCCUCAUCACCAGCAGCAAAGCGUGGCGGCCUCCCAACCGACGGCGACUGCUCAGCGUGGAGGCAUGUAA